AUGGAUAGGAGUUGGAUGAACUUGCCCGAUAGACUUCGAAGUCCUGCAUAUGCCGAAGGGGUGAACCACUUCCUCACACUAGCACGAAGCCAUGCUAUGGGAAGUGACCGAAUCCGGUGUCCUUGUCGGCUAUGCUCUAAUAAUUUAUUCUUGCCUUUCAGAGAGGUGGAGACUCACCUGUUCAUUAAAGGGUUCAACCCUACUUACACCCAAUGGAUAUUUCAUGGGGAGGAGGAAACUCGCCCUUUGAUUGAUGUCGAUUCUGAUCCCGAUCUCACUGAUGAGGAUGAAUACAUCGAUGACAUGGACCAUAUGUUAGAUGACGUAUGGGCAGGGACAUUCCAUAAUGUCCCUCAAGGUAGCCAAGGCGACGCUAUUCCAACAACUUCACACCCCUCCGUACCAGAAACUUCAUGUAAACCUUCUUUUGAUCAGCUACUAGAGGAUGCCCGACGUCCACUUUUUACGGGGUGUACAAAAUUUAGCAAACUCUCAUUCGUUGUCAAGUUGCUACACAUCAAAACCCUUGGUGGUUGGUCAAUUAAGUCAUUUGACCAGUUGCUUAACUUGUUGCGGGCUGCCUUUCCUGAUGCUACAUGCCCAUCGUCAUAUGAAGAAGCACGGUCAUUGGAGAGAGGGUUGGGGUUCAAGUACCACCAAAUUCACGCAUGCCCAAACGACUGUAUAUUAUUCUGGAAGGAAAAUGCUGAUAAGAAUGAAUGUCCCGUUUGUAAGGCUUCAAGGUGGAUGUCAACUACACAUGGGACACGAGUUAUUCCUCAAAAGGUGUUGCGUCAUUUCUCGUUGGUUCCAAGACUGCAGGGGUUAUAUAUGUCUACAAAGAUAUCCACUGAUAUGCGAUGGCAUAAAGACCAACGAGUCACAACUGAUACCAUUAUGAGGCAUCCAGCAGACUCUGAGUCUUGGAAGACAUUUGAUAAAGACCAUAGUUGGUUUGCUGGGGACGCUCGCAAUGUGAGGCUCGGUUUGGCCAGUGACGGUUUCAACCCCUUCAACAAUUUAGCAAAACCGUAUAGCAUUUGGCCAGUUAUCCUCGUGUCGUAUAACUUGCCUCCUUGGUCAUGCAUGAAAGACCAAUUCUUCAUGACAUCCCUACUUAUUCCUGGUCCUAAAUCACCAGGUAAUGACAUUGACGUUUACUUGCAGCCAUUGGUUGAUGAAUUGGUUGAACUUUGGGAGCAUGGGUUGCCUACAUAUGAUGCCUCCACUAAAGGGACGUUUACGUUGCAUGCUGCUUUGAUGUGGACAAUCAAUGAUUUCCCUGCCUAUGGUAAUCUCUCUGGGUGGUCAACUAAAGGAAAAUUGGCAUGUCCUUCUUGUAAUGCCAAUACAGAAUCAAAUUGGUUGAAGUUUGGGAGGAAACAGUGUUAUAUGGGACACCGUCGAUUCUUAUCGCCAGACCACAUAUGGAGAUCGAAGAAAGGGUUGUUUAAUGGUAAAGAAGAUCACCGUAUUCCACCAAGGGUGUUAUCUGGAUCAGACAUUGUCAGUCAACUACAUAUGGUUGGGGAUGUGCAAUUUGGUAAAUCCCGUAGAAAGAGAAAACGCACUUCGGAAGAGUUGAAUUGGACAAAGAUUAGCAUAUUCUUCAAGUUACCUUAUUGGUCAACUCUUUUGAUUCGGCACAAUUUGGAUGUUAUGCAUAUUGAAAAGAACAUUUGUGAUAACAUCUUUGGUACUUUAUUGAACAUUCCUGGCAAAACCAAAGAUAACAUCAAUGCACGACGUGACCUGGAGAUUUUGGGUAUGCGGAAGGAAUUACAUUUGAGGCAUGCAGGUGAACGGUUUACGCUGCCAACUGCAAUGUACACACUCCACGGAGAAGAAAGGAAUAAAUUUUGUGAAUGGUUGGUGGAGGUUAAGUUCCCUGAUGGGUUUGCUUCCAAUAUUACCUGUUGUGUUUCCGUACGUGAUUGCAAAAUAUCAGGGUUUAAAAGCCAUGAUUGUCAUGUUUUCUUGCAACGCCUACUUCCUAUCGCAGUUGGGGGGUUCUUACGACCUGACAUUGCCUUGGCUUUGACUGAGCUCAGCAGUUUCUUCAAAAAGUUGUGUUCCCAAACAGUUGAUAUAACUCACCUAUCCCAGCUUCAAAGUGAUAUUGUCAUCAUCCUAUGUAAGUUGGAGAUGAUAUUCCCCCCAUCUUUUUUUGACGUAAUGAUCCACCUAGCUAUUCAUUUACCCCGUGAGGCUAUACUUGGGGGUCCAGUACAAUAUAGAUGGAUGUAUCCAUUUGAGAGGUAUCUUGGCAAAUUCAAGCGGUAUGUCAAGAAUAAAGCACGACCAGAAGGUUCAAUAGCUUAA
Molecule: messenger RNA, 2322 nt
Organism: Carya illinoinensis
Lineage: Eukaryota; Viridiplantae; Streptophyta; Magnoliopsida; Fagales; Juglandaceae
Exons: 1
Coding region: 1-2322 (773 amino acids)
Source: RefSeq, a predicted model, not a curated record